Molecule: messenger RNA, 2966 nt
Organism: Nanorana parkeri
Lineage: Eukaryota; Metazoa; Chordata; Amphibia; Anura; Dicroglossidae
Gene: GTF2I
Product: general transcription factor IIi
Exons: 31
Coding region: 204-2966 (920 amino acids)
Cellular component (GO): nucleus
Molecular function (GO): DNA-binding transcription factor activity
Source: RefSeq, a predicted model, not a curated record
ACGAGCAUGCGCUCUGCGUUGUGACUUUAGUGUAAGCACAGAGAGAGGAAAAAUAAUGAAGGAAAUAAAUUAGACUGUGUAUAGACGGGCAGUGCCGCGAUACAGGUUACACCUGAGGCCGGCUGCACGGUUGCUUGCUGUAGAGGGCUCUGCUGGUAUAGGAAGCAACAAGCGGCGCCUGAGGCAGCGUCACCUCCUCAGAAAUGUCUGUUUUAACAUCACCCGUCUUACCAAAGGGUAGUGAAUUCCUGGAGGGAAGAGACGUUGUGAAAGAUUUAAUGUCUGCCCUGGAGAGAAUGUGCACUGAGUUUGCCAGAGUGAAAGCAGAAGUAGCAUGCAUUGCAGUAUAUGAUUCAGAGGCCCUCAUAGUUGGUACCAAAAAAGGAAAAAGCUUCUUGGAGGUUAGAAAUGAUUUCCAGACAGAUUUCAUACAGUACUGCAAUUUGGAUAAAAACUGUGUUUCAGAAUCCGUAACCAAGAGGUCUAGAUUAAAAUCUGAACAAUCAAAUAUUGAAUCUCUCUGGAAAGCAGUGGAGGACUUGUUUUGUGAAUGCUACGGUAAAGCUUUAGGAACAUCAGCUCCAGUGCCUAUCCCUUAUGAUAUGUUGACUAGAGACCCUACUGCUGUCACAGUCUGUGGCCUUCCAGAAGAAAUAUCAGUCAACGAGCCAUCCAUGUAUGAUAUUCAGACAAUACAUAAGAUCUUAGAUAACAAAUCGAGCAUAUAUUUUAACAUUAGGAGACCUCUUCCUUAUGGGAAUAACUCAAAAGACGAAGACCAUGUAGAUGAAACACAGGCGUCUGUUUCCGAAAGCUCUUACCCUGUUCAAGUGAAAACUGAGCCAAGCGAUGAUGAUAAUGCAUUUGAAUUAACCACCGUUAUAAUAAAAGAAGAGACAGAUGGCCCAGAUUACUAUCAGUUCUGUUAUCAAGGUCAUAGUUUUGGUGAGGACUCCAAUGAAGGAGCUGACAUGGAACAUAAUGAAGAUAAUGAAGGUUAUGAAUAUGUACCGCCUCAUAAGAAGCAGAGAAGUGAUGGAAUACAACCAGUCAAUAAUCAAUGCAAGAGAAAAGCAAAAGAGUUUAACUUUGAGAAAUGGAAUGCUAGAAUUAAUGAACUGAGGAAACAAGUGGAAGAAUUAUUUGAAAAAAAAUACGCUGAAGCCAUAAAUGCAAGUGGUCCAAUAGCAGUUCCAUAUCACCUUUUCCAGUCUUAUUCAGAAGACCUGUAUGUUGAAGGACUGCCAGAAGGCAUUCCUUUUAGGAGGCCAUCAACGUAUGGAAUUCCACGCCUCGAAAGGAUACUGCUGGCACGGGAAAGAAUCCAUUAUAUCAUCAAAAAACCUGAACUUUUGAACACUACAAAAGAAGCCAUGACAGUUGACAAAUCAAACACAGGAGUGAAAGAAGAGUGGUAUACAAGAAUAACAAAAUUAAGGAAAAUAGUUGACCAGCUGUUCAGUAAAAAGUUUGCUGAAGCUUUAGGAAAAACUGAGCUUGUGCCUGUACCUUAUCAAAAGUUUGAGGCUAAUCCCACAGAUAUGUAUGUGGAGGGAUUGCCAGAAAACAUACCUUUCAGAAGUCCCUCCUGGUAUGGGAUUCCAAGACUGGAGAAGAUCAUUCAAGCUGCUAACCGGAUAAAAUGUAUUAUUAAAAGACCAGAGCUGCUUACACAGUCAAAUACAGAACCCAACCGAGGAAAUGCAGGAGCUAAAGAAGACUGGAAUAUAAGAAUUACAAAACUAAGGAAACAAGUUGAGGAGAUAUUUAACACAAAGUUUGCACAGGCACUAGGACUUUCAGAACCUGUAAAAGUCCCUUAUCCGGUGUUUGAGUCCAAUCCAGAGUUUCUCUACGUAGAAGGAUUGCCAGAGGGAAUUCCAUUCCGGAGUCCCACUUGGUUUGGGAUUCCUCGACUAGAGAGGAUUGUAAGAGGAAGUGCCAAAAUCAAGUUCAUUGUGAAAAAACCUCCGCUUGUAGCACCCCAUAUUCCUGCUGAACUCGCUGAUAAAAUUAAUGUUGAAGCUGUUCAGAACUUAGCCAAAGAACAGGAUCCAAGGGAGGGUACAGAUGAUGAUAAAUCAAACACUGUUUCAAGUCCUCCACCACAAACGAAUGGUUCCACAACUGUGACCUGUAAACAACGAGGAAAAGAAUUCUCAUUUGAGGCAUGGAAUGCUAAAAUCACUGACUUAAAGCAAAAAGUUGAGACACUGUUUGAUAAAAAAUGUGGAGAAGCCUUGGGAAUGAAAGAUCCAUUCAAAGUCCCAUUUGCCUUGUUUGAGUCCUAUCCCGAAGACUUCUAUGUGGAAGGUCUUCCUGAGGGGGUCCCAUUUCGCAGACCAUCCACUUUUGGCAUUCCUAGACUGGAGAAGAUUCUCAGAAAUCAAUCCAAGAUUAAAUUUAUCAUCAAGAAACCAGAACUGUUUGAGGCUGCAGCCAAAGAUUCAUCAUUACAAUAUCCACAAAAGCGGAUACAAGUCCAAAAUACUCCAGCAACAGCAUCUGGACGUGAACAUCUUAAUAUCGUUCAGGUAUCCUUACCAGAUGGGGAUGAGAAAACUGGAAAAGUAGACAAAGCUCGCCAGUUGAGGGAACAAGUCAAUGAAUUGUUCAGUCGGAAAUUUGGUGAAGCCAUUGGGAUGAACUAUCCAGUGAAAGUUCCCUACAGAAAAAUUACUGCCAACCCAGGAUGUGUAGUAGUAGAUGGAAUGCCAGUAGGGGUUACAUUCAAAGCCCCCAGUUACCUAGAAAUAAGUUCUAUGAGAAGAAUCCUAGACUCUGCAGAAUUUAUUAAAUUUACAGUUAUAAGGCCUUUUCCUGGAUUGGUGCUAAAUACACAAGCACUGGAAGAGAGUGAAUAUGGGUCUUCUACAGAAACUAGAAACUGUAACAAGAACCAAUCAGAAGAAGCUAGAGAAGAAGGUAUUCCUCAUACGUUUCCAUUCCAUAACCAUGCAAUUUAG